Molecule: messenger RNA, 1005 nt
Organism: Salvia hispanica
Lineage: Eukaryota; Viridiplantae; Streptophyta; Magnoliopsida; Lamiales; Lamiaceae
Gene: APC10
Product: anaphase promoting complex 10
Biological process (GO): anaphase-promoting complex-dependent catabolic process; protein K11-linked ubiquitination
Cellular component (GO): anaphase-promoting complex
Source: RefSeq, a predicted model, not a curated record
UUAAAUAAAGUGGCGCCUCCAUAUCCAGCGAAAUCUGCCGCCCACCGCCGCGCCUCACCAGCCGCACUCGCCGCCCUGCCUGUCUCGCCGCCUGGCCGCCCACCUGCCUUGCUGCUCCACCGAAAUAAUCCUUAUAAGUUGAAAUCAAAUUUCGAAUUUAGGGCUUAACCCUAAAAACCCAAAUCAGGUGCGACGGUGAAAAAUGGCUGAGUCGUCGGAGGGGGAGGAGGAAGGGAAGCUGACCGGAGGAAACCCGCAGCUGGUGGUGGACGACGACCUUCGCGAUAUGGCCAAGAAGGCAGCUUGGAGCGUCAGCUCCUGCAAGCCCGGAAACGGCGUCACUUCCCUCCGCGACGACAAUCUCGACACCUACUGGCAGUCGGAUGGUGCACAACCUCAUCUUGUUAACAUCCAGUUCCAAAAGAAAGUUAAGCUUCAAUUAGUUGUUCUGUAUGUCGAUUUCAAGCUUGAUGAGAGCUACACUCCUAGCAAGAUCUCGAUUCGAGCUGGUGAUGGUUUUCACAACUUGAAGGAGAUAAAAACAGUGGAGCUUGUUAAACCAACUGGUUGGGUGUAUAUAUCAUUGUCUGGGACUGAUCCGAGGGAAACUUUUGUGAAUACCUUCAUGUUGCAAAUUGCUGUUUUGUCAAAUCAUUUGAAUGGAAGGGAUACCCACCUGCGCCAAAUCAAAGUUUAUGGACCUCGACCGAAUCCCAUCCCCCACCAACCUUUUCACUUCACUUCGACUGAGUUCAUUACUUACUCAAUUCUGCGAUGAAGUGGAUUUGCCUUGGCUCAGAUUAGAGAAUUACAAAAGGCUCCAAUGGUUUUUGUAGUAAUACGGCAGUACUGACCACAUAAUUUUUGGUGGUCUUUGCUUUCAGAAACCUUACCAUCUUGUGGUUGUGAUAUGGUGUAAUAUCUUUGUAACUACCUAUUGUUUAGCCAAAUGUACGGAUAUGAUUGACAACUAUUUAGUGCUAUACAUUAGCAAGCUUUUCUUGA